This is a messenger RNA of Rubroshorea leprosula, 649 nucleotides long. Lineage: Eukaryota; Viridiplantae; Streptophyta; Magnoliopsida; Malvales; Dipterocarpaceae. The record is from the annotation of a GenBank genome assembly.
UAACAAAAAUAAAUGUUAAUAGAGGAGAGCUAUUGUAGAGCAGAUGAGGAAAAUUAUGAUUUCUGCUGCUGCUUUUGGUCGGUGGAGCAGGAGAAGAAGGCACUAGUAGAGGAGAUGAGGAGUAGAAGGCAAUUGUUGUUUAGUGGACAAGGAAGAUUUUGAUUUAAAAAUCUCAAACCAAAUCCAUAACAAAAAUAAAUGUUAGCAGAGGAGAGCUAUUGCAGAGGAGAUGAGGAAAAUUCUGAUUUAUGCUGCUGCUGCUUUUGGUCUGUGGAGCAGGAGAAGAAGGCAGCAGUAGAGGAGAUGAGGAGUAGAAGUUUAGUGAAGCAAGGAAGAGGUGAUCGGCAGUCAACAGAGGAGAUGAGGAGGACGUGCUCAACGGAGGAGAUGAGGUAGACGAAGAGAUUUAAACAGAAUAGAUGAGGUAGAUGAGGUAGAUGAAGACGAUCGACAGAAGAGAAGAAGCACAGUGACAAAGGAGAUAUCGAUGGACGAUGGACGAAAGAGAAGAUUUGUUCUUCUGCAGUUCUGUUGGUUUUUUGAGUUUUGCAUUUGUUUCCCGCUUUCCCGAUUCUUAGGGAUUUUACUUUUUAGCUUAAUUGAUUUUUAAUUUAAGUUAAAAACUUAAAAUUAAAAAGUUAAAAAACUU